UCCUGGCGCGUUUCCGGUGGACGCGAGACAAAAAGAGGCGAGCGAGGACUGGAGGACGGAUCAGCAGGAGGACGGAUCAGCAGGAGGACGGAUCAGCAGGAGGACGGAUCAGCAGGAGGACAGCCGUGUUUGUUUGUCAGCGUCAGGUCCCGGGGCUCAGCGGACACCUGCAGCGGGAAGGAGAACAUCGACUCGAGCCAUGGUGAAGAUCAGCUUCCAGCCUGUCGCAGGGCAGAAGGUGGAGAAGGAGGCUGAUGGCGACAAGACGGAGAUCCUGAUUCCUCAUCCCGUGGAUGAAGAUGAGCUGGUUCUGCCAUUGCGCCCGAAGAAGUCGCCCCUUAACGGGCUUUGCUGCCUGACAUUUGGACUGGUAGUCUUUAUGGCCGGUCUGGUUCUGGCCUCCAUUUACGUCUACCGCUACUACUUCAUACCUCAUAUCCCAGAGGAGAACCUGUUUCACUGCAGGGUUCGUUACGACGACUCUGCUUACGCCUCGCUCCGUGGGCACCAGGAGCUGGAGGAGAACGUCGGCAUCUACCUGGCCGACAACUACGAGAAGAUCAGCAUUCCCGUCCCUCACUUCAGAGGCAACGACCCCGCUGACAUCAUCCACGAUUUCCACAAGGGACUGACAGCCUACCAUGACAUUGCUCUGGACAAGUGCUACGUCAUUGAGCUCAACACCACCAUCGUGAUGCCUCCACGCAACUUUUGGGAGCUUCUCAUCAAUGUCAAGAAGGGAACAUACCUGCCUCAGACUUAUAUCAUCCAUGAAGAGAUGGUGGUGAGCGGCAAAGUGCACAACAUGCGUCAGCUGGGACCUUUCAUCUACCGCCUGUGUAACGGGAAGGAAACGUACCGCCUGACCCGCCGGCUCACCCGAAGGCGCAUCAACAAGCGAGAGGCGAAGGAGUGCCACCACAUCCGCCACUUUGAGAACACCUUCGUGGUGGAGACGGUUAUCUGCGAUGAAGCGUAGACUUGUGGGUUCGAGCGCUGCCUCCCCCCACCUGAAGGCACAACUCCACUCUCCACCCCAGCCACUGUAGCAUCCACCUCUGGAUCUGAUCACAUCUCGGUUGCACUUUACUUGUGAUUUGAUGUACUUUGUAACAGUUUUUUUUUCUUUCUCGUUUGUGUUUUUUUAUUUUUUAUUUUACCGUGUGUUGUAUUUGCCCUGAAGUGGUGAUGCAACACUCAGUUGUUGGUUCCGUCACAGAAUUUUCCAUGUAGCAAAUCCUUAAGCCAAUAAUAAAGGAUCAUUUCAACAUCUCUCCUGUUGAUCUCUGGAGGAUUCGUACUGUACGAUGCUUACUGUCUCCAUGUGUUGCCAAGGUGACCAGGCUUUGGGUUUUCCUGGAAGUCCCGAGGGUUCAUUUGUGUUUUGUUAGAUUUGCAAACAGUCAUUUGUGGCAAGUAUGAGCUCUUGCUUUGCUUAAUCCAAUUUAAAGCUAAAGUUGGCCAAGUUAUUUAUUUUUUCUGUGUUGUGUGCGAUGUAAACAUGUAACUGCUGAGGACUAGUUGCUUGCUUCGCAUUAUCUCUUGCCUGUUUGUAGCUUUCUUACUCGUCUUUCUGCCUUUUUCUCAUCACAAUAUUGAUUGCAUUCAUUUAAUGACAGUUUUUUAAAUUAAUUUCACUUUUCCCUGAAUAUACACAUGAAUCAUUAGCAGUAAUCUCUGCUUUACUUCGCAUGUGUCCAUCUUUAAUAGAAAAAAUAAAUUCUUUAAACUGUUUUUUUGUUUUCUGUAACGUUAAAGCCUUAGUCUGGAGGUACAACCUGGGCUAAAGUCAACACAAAGGGAGCACAUUAUCUGAUGUGUUAGCUCAACUACACUUUGUUCUGUAUAUUUUGUCUGAUAAUGACACUUGUCUGUGAAGUAAAUAAAAUGACUA
Molecule: messenger RNA, 1894 nt
Organism: Nematolebias whitei (Rio pearlfish)
Lineage: Eukaryota; Metazoa; Chordata; Actinopteri; Cyprinodontiformes; Rivulidae
Gene: itm2ca
Product: integral membrane protein 2Ca
Exons: 6
Coding region: 200-979 (259 amino acids)
Biological process (GO): negative regulation of amyloid precursor protein biosynthetic process
Cellular component (GO): plasma membrane; Golgi apparatus; extracellular exosome
Molecular function (GO): amyloid-beta binding
Source: RefSeq, a predicted model, not a curated record